Molecule: messenger RNA, 4838 nt
Organism: Cinara cedri
Lineage: Eukaryota; Metazoa; Arthropoda; Insecta; Hemiptera; Aphididae
Source: the annotation of a GenBank genome assembly
AUGCAUUUCAGACUGACGUACGCAGCAUUAUGGCUCUUGGCUGUAUUUAUAAAUCAAACCGUGAGUACCCAUCGUAUGUUGUACAGUUUUUAGAUUCUAAGCGAGGAACGUAUUGGUUUUACUAUGAUGAUAUAUGUGCAGUGUUUUUUUAAACACUUUUUUUUUUUAAAUUUGUAAACCACUUUUCUGCCAGACAUUGACCGAAAGACGACAAUAAUAUUUUGGAUUUAGUCGGGGUAUUGGAGAGAUCAUUUUUCGAUUUUCUAAGCGGUUUUCAUAAUAAUAAUUGAGAAAAAACGUAAACGUAAAACGAAUAUAAUAAUAUUUAAGACGGCGUUAAUUAUUACGUUAUUAUUUUAAUUUUUUUCGAUUUGGUUUUUCUAUCAGAAAUCUUGUAACGAAAUUUAUGUGUUGCAUGUUUUCUGAAAGAAAAUUUUGUUUAUUUUAUAUGCAAUAUAGUCGAUUAGCUUUGUAGUUUUCCUAAUAAUAGGGCAAAGUACGGAAAAAUUAAAAGGAAAAUCGGGAAAGUUUACGGGAAUUAUGGUUCAGAAGUAUUCAGAAUUAUGGUUUCAUUAUUUUCGAUUUUGUUUUGUCUGCAAAUGGGUUAAAAAAAUAGACCUUAAAUUUUUAUAGAAUACUUAUAUUGGACUUUUCUAGACGUGAUAAAAUUUUAAAAAUAUUCUGGCGAGUUUUGUUGAAUAAACAUGUUACAUUUUCGACUAUUUUUAGUGUUUAUUCGAUUAUUGUUUGAUCAAGCAGAAACUAUUGGAAAAUUCAACACAAGGUUCAUUUUAAGUUGUACUAAUAGUAUCAAAAAAACAGAAAAAAAGUUCAGCGUGAUGUGUAGUCAUUUUGUAUUUUAUAAGCGUUUUAAGAUCAAAUUUUGACGAAAAUCGUAAAAAUAACAACAUUUUAAAACUUGUAUAACUGAAUUUCGCUCAGAAUCUUUUUUUUUUAUUAACAAUGGUUUACCGUUACUCACAAAUAUGAGUUAAAUAACUUUAUGUAUCUCUCGUCUUCUCAACUUCUCACCUAAAACAGCGGCACGCCCGUCCUCGGUAUCAGCUCUUUAUUUGCAUUAACUACUAAAAGCUAUUUAUUUUUAUAUUCGUGUUCAUAAUUUGUCUGUUAUUUGUUUAAAUAUAGAUCUUAAUGAUUGCGGCGAAAGAAAAACACAUUGUGUAGUUUAAUUUAUGGUUUUAGUAAUCGUCUUAUUCUAGUUGCUUCAUAAAAAAUAUAGGACUGAGUUUAUUUGAGUUGUCGUAUUACGUGACUGUAAGGAUUGAUGUUACGAAAAAAAAAAAUAAAAAUAAAAAAUGAUAACAUUCCUACAUUUUUAAUCGUAUAAAUCAACUUAGUUAACAAUAAAACGUUUCAGACAUGCCAAGAAAAACCCGGAGGUGCUGCUAGCGGCGCUGCUGGUGCUGGCGCUGCAGGACACCCGUCUGGUGCCGGCACUGGUGGUGGUGCUGGUGCUGGAGGGGCUGGUGGUGCCGGUGCUGCAGGACAUGCGCCUGGUGCCGGUGCUGGUGGGGCUGCCGGUGCCGGUGCUGCAGGACAUCCACCUGGUGCCGGUGCUGGUGGGGCUGCCGGUGCCGGUGCUGGUGGGGCUGCUGGUGCCGGUGCUGGUGGGGCUGCCGGUGCCGGUGCUGCAGGACGCCCGCCUAGCGCCGGUGCCGGUGCCGGGGUCGGCGCUGCAGGACACGCUGGCGCCGGUAUGCCCGUAAAUUCCCCGUUCGCCAUGAGUGGUAUGAACGGGAUGCUUCCGUUCCCGUUCUUCCCGCCGUUCGCGUGCGACAUUGAAUGUUUACCAAUACAAAUGCCAAUACAAGUCGUCCAACAGCAGCAAGUCCAGCCAGUGGUGCCGGUGACGACGAGUAGACCAAGUAAUAAACCACGGGUUACAUCGAGUGCAGAUUUAUUAAAAAUAUAAUGUUAAGCGCGAUCGCGAAAAGCAACAAGUCGAAACGGCCGGUCUAUCCGAGUUGAGCGCCUAUCGGAUUCCGUGUUUUAUACAAUUUGUGUAAACAUUCGAUCGGUUCGAUGUUUUUUUUUCAUUUUGGAUUUCGGUAAACAUUUUCGGCAAACCGUUCACACUUUAGAUUCGGAGAGUAACGAGAGAUCUAUUGGUUUUACAAUGAUGUGUGUGUGUGUGUUUUUUUUUUUUUUAAUUUUUUUUUUCCCGCGCCCGCGAGCAACUUUUCGAGAAGAAACUCGCUCCAAUUGACAAAUGACAAGAGGUCAUCCAAUGCAUCAUUAUACAUAAUCAUAUGCAUAUGGUACAUUGAGGCGGUAAUUUUUUGAUUUUCCGAGAGUUUGUCAUAAUAUACGGGAAAAACUGGGAAACAAAUUAUCGGAAAAAUUACGGCGCUUGUCGAUUUCAUUAUUUUCCAUUUAUUUAUACGCAUUACGUUUUUUUACCGAAAAUUCACUAGCUUAAAUCAGAAAAAUGUCAUUACACAUAGUGACUGAGGGAAUAUGUCAUUUUUAAUUUUCUAAACAAUUUUCAUAAUGAUUGGGAAAAUCCGUAAAUGAAAAUAUUUCGUUAUUUUAAAUUUGUAUGAGUAUUUUCGUAGUAAUUUUGCUCCGAUGGAAUUACGACAAAGGACCUUUUUUUUUUUUUGUUGAAUUUUUAAUCUUGUUGGUGAGUAAGUAAGUCGUUUUUCAAAACGAAACCGGAUAAAAAAAAUAACGUAGAAAGAACGGAAAAGUCUACGAUAACAACGGUUUCGUUAUUUUCAAUUUUUAUUUUUUGUUAAAAUUGAUUUGAAAAUUGUUUAAAACAUUUUUGCGAGUUAUUUUGAGUUAUUUAUAAACAUUUUAAUUUUGCGAGUUUUUCACGUAAUUUUUAUUCGGCAGAUACAGAUUCGGUGUGGACAAAAUCGUCAGAUUAAACAGCGAUGUUUGAAAAUUCAACAGGUGGUUUAUAUCAUAAGUGGUACUUUGUGAUGGGGAAAUCGAGCGCACAAUGUAGUGAUUUUUUCCUAUAAUAUUUUUAAGAUCGAAUUUUGACGGAAACCGUAAACGUCACGGUUUUUCAGAUCGCGCGUUUAAACGAACCCCCUCUCGGGAUCGGUUUUCGCUAACGGACGAUUUACCGUGCAUUGUUUGUACUGGUCUUUUCGCGCGCGUCGUAUUGCAUGCACGCGUGUCUACCAGCAGACGGCGGACAUCUCGUGGACACACUGGUGUUCUAUCGAAUUCGCGGGACCGGCGGCCGCGGCCUUCCGUCGAUGCGUUUCGGCGAUUGAUUACAACGGGUGCCCGCGCCCGCCCGACUAAUCAGUACGUUAUUAUUUUCGUCGAAAUUCGUGUCGGCCGCCGGAAAGUUUUAUCACGGCAAUUCGCCAAACGGGAGCCGGACGACGGUUUACAAAACGGUGUUUUGCAAGUGUCAUUUCGUACGGACGUUUCUCUCGUCGGGCAUCGAUCACGCACACCACCACCACCCCCCCCCCCCCGGCGCGCGCGCGCCCGCAGUCAUCGCGCGUUCCGCCGACGGACAAUCGGAAAACGGCACCUGCACCUGCCCGAUCGGAACUUCGAUGCGCGCACUUCGAUUAAACGGGUACACAAUAAUAGAUUGCGUCUUUACCGAUUCCCGGUGGUUACGAAUGGCCGCGCGGUUAAGCGUUAGGCCGGUGUGCGCGGCCAUUAAAGGACGAAAGGAUGAUUUUUUUUUGAUUUUUCUUACCCGCGUAAAAUGCCAUCCGAAAAAAAUUUUAAACGACCCGGUGCACUGCGUGUAACACGCUGUACACAAUUCCACCCGCCUCAACAGCGAAUGGUACCUGUAGGCCAUCCAUUAUAACGGUAACGCGAGGUUUCAAUUAGGACGGGCAUUUUACCGGGAACGUUACGCGUAGUCCCCGUGUGUGACCCGCGGUUUUUAAAAGUAGAUUUUCGCAGCGAAUCGCGUAGUACGUUCGGUUUCACGUAACAAUCAUACGUUGAUCGAACGAAUCGGAAACGGCGCAUGUUUUCGGUGUGUCGCUACGAAAAAAAUCAUGCCACUCCAACUGUACGCCGUUACUCGACUGUUUCCACGUUUACGGUUUCAGCCACUCAUCCUCCGCCGACCACAACGCCGCCGCCGCCGCCGCCGCCGCCAACGACACAGCCGCCCAGGCCGGCGCCGCCUCCGGCAGUUCAACCGGUCGUACAGCCGGCCACGUACACUACCUCGCAGAUGUACAUGAUGUAUCCCAAUUGGUAAUAUACUCGGCGGUUUUUUCAAUACCGUGUUUAUCAUUGUUGUCGUCGUGGGUCGUGGGCGUUUUUCUUUCAACCCCCCUCCCCCCCACCCAGCCACGGUUGAAAAUGUGUACAACACGCGCAAUUUCAGCUACGCGUAAACACUAACGUGCGAUUUUUUUUACAUUUCUACCGGUUAAAGGCCCGCACUUUAAUGACGUUCGUGAAUCUGUUAAUUUAAUUUAAAACGCGUUAUUACCGACACUCACCAAUGAUUAAGUAUAUGGUAUGUGGAUACUGAUUCGAACGAUCGAAUACCACAUAAUACUUUAUUAAUGUCUCGGUUUAACAUUAGACCCGGGGUGUAUAUUUUCGACAAUGAUUAAUGUUAUAUUAGCUGCACGAUUAUGACGCAUUUCAGGUGUUCGGGUUGGUGUCGAUUUUUCUACAAACCGCCCCCGGUGUAUUACCAGCCCAACUGUCUUCUGUUUUCGUGGAUGGGAAUGGGAAUGGGCAUGCAGUAGUUUUGAUUUGUUUCCGACUGCGCGUCCGUUUGUACAGCCAUCAACGGAUGCAACAAUUGCUUUCGUUGACGAUAUACACCUAUUAUCUCCACACAGAUAAUAUUAUUUAUAAUACCUAUG